AUGGCCUUGGCGGUGAACCUGUGUGCCACGGCGACUACUCUGGUGCUGGAGGACUUCGACGCCAAGUUCCUCAGCCUUGUCAAUGUGCGAAAUGGAAUGAGCCUGCAUGAUUGCCUUAGGAAAGCUCUCAAGGUGCGGGGCCUCCAGCCAGAGUGCUGUGCUGUGUUCAGACUUCUCCACGGACACAAAGGUAAAAAAGCACGUUUAGAUUGGAAUACCGAUGCUGCCUCUUUGAUUGGAGAAGAACUUCAAGUAGAUUUUCUGGAUCAUGUUCCCCUCACAACACACAACUUUGCUCGGAAGACGUUUCUGAAGCUUGCAUUCUGUGACAUUUGUCAGAAGUUCUUGCUAAAUGGGUUUCGAUGUCAGACUUGUGGCUACAAAUUUCACGAGCACUGUAGCACCAAAGUACCUACUAUGUGUGUGGACUGGAGUAACAUCAGACAGCUCUUGCUGUUUCCCAAUUCCACUAUUGGUGAUAGUGGGGUCCCAGCACUACCUUCUUUGACAAUGCGGCGGAUGCGAGAGUCUGUCUCCCGAGCACCUCCCAGUACCUACCACAGGCAUUCCACGCCCCACGCCUUCACCUUCAAUGCCUCCAGCCCCUCCUCCGAAGGCUCCCUGUCCCAGAGGCAGCGGUCCACGUCCACACCCAAUGUCCACAUGGUCAGCACCGCCCUGCCUGUGGACAGCAGGAUGAUCGAGGAUGCAAUUCGAAGUCACAGUGAAUCAGCCUCUCCUUCAGCCCUGUCCAGCAGCCCUAACAACCUGAGCCCCACAGGCUGGUCCCAGCCCAAACCCCCCGUGCCGGUGCAGAGGGAGCGGGCACCAGGAUCCGGAAUGCAGGAGAAAAACAAAAUUAGGCCUCGUGGACAGAGAGAUUCAAGCUAUUACUGGGAGAUUGAAGCCAGUGAAGUGAUGCUGUCCACUCGGAUUGGGUCGGGCUCCUUUGGCACCGUGUAUAAGGGCAAGUGGCAUGGCGAUGUUGCAGUGAAGAUCCUGAAGGUUGUCGACCCAACCCCAGAACAGUUCCAGGCGUUCAGGAACGAGGUUGCUGUGCUGCGCAAAACCCGGCAUGUGAACAUACUGCUCUUCAUGGGGUACAUGACGAAGGACAACCUGGCCAUCGUGACGCAGUGGUGCGAGGGCAGCAGUCUCUACAAACACCUGCACGUCCAGGAGACCAAAUUCCAGAUGUUCCAGCUCAUUGACAUCGCGCGGCAGACAGCCCAGGGGAUGGACUAUCUACAUGCAAAGAACAUCAUCCACAGAGACAUGAAAUCCAACAAUAUAUUUCUCCACGAAGGCCUCACGGUGAAAAUUGGAGACUUUGGUUUAGCAACGGUGAAGUCGCGCUGGAGUGGUUCUCAGCAGGUUGAGCAGCCCACUGGCUCUGUGCUAUGGAUGGCCCCUGAAGUGAUCCGAAUGCAGGAUAACAACCCGUUCAGCUUCCAGUCGGAUGUCUACUCCUACGGCAUCGUGCUGUACGAGCUGAUGACCGGGGAGCUGCCCUACUCGCACAUCAGCGACCGAGACCAGAUCAUCUUCAUGGUGGGCCGAGGGUACGCCUCACCAGAUCUCAGCAGGCUGUACAAGAACUGCCCCAAAGCCAUGAAACGGCUGGUGGCUGACUGUGUGAAGAAGGUGAAGGAGGAGAGGCCCCUCUUCCCCCAGAUCCUGUCUUCCAUUGAGCUGCUCCAACACUCUCUGCCGAAAAUCAACCGGAGUGCGUCUGAGCCUUCCCUGCACCGCGCGGCCCACACCGAGGACAUCAACUCUUGCACGCUGACCACGUCCCCGCGGCUGCCGGUCUUCUAGCUGACUUUGCACCUGUGCCCUGGCCACCCAGGGAGGAAGGAGGGAGCGGGCACUUUUCUGUCCCCUUUCUUUGGGAGCACAGUGCAUGCUUUCAGAGGAGCUGCUGCUGCUGCUGCUAAGGACCAUCUGGACAACUCACGGGGCCUUACCAUCACAGAUGUUGCCUUCUUUUCUACCUGACCCUGGAGAAGGAAGCCACUCCCAGGCUGGCCAAUCCUGCUGCUGGGC
This is a messenger RNA of Dipodomys ordii (Ord's kangaroo rat), 2046 nucleotides long. RefSeq names its product Raf-1 proto-oncogene, serine/threonine kinase (gene Raf1). Bases 1 to 1818 code for a protein of 605 amino acids. Gene Ontology annotation, biological process: signal transduction; protein phosphorylation. Gene Ontology annotation, cellular component: plasma membrane; mitochondrion; cytosol. The record is from RefSeq and is a predicted model, not a curated record. The transcript is spliced from 16 exons. Gene Ontology annotation, molecular function: protein kinase activity; ATP binding. NCBI's taxonomy places the organism in Eukaryota, Metazoa, Chordata, Mammalia, Rodentia, Heteromyidae.